Messenger RNA from Periophthalmus magnuspinnatus, 2490 nucleotides. RefSeq names its product elongation factor 1-alpha. Gene Ontology annotation, biological process: translational elongation; translation. Gene Ontology annotation, molecular function: translation elongation factor activity; GTP binding; GTPase activity. The transcript has 10 exons. NCBI's taxonomy places the organism in Eukaryota, Metazoa, Chordata, Actinopteri, Gobiiformes, Gobiidae. The record is from RefSeq and is a predicted model, not a curated record. The coding region runs from base 787 to 2172 and encodes 461 amino acids.
GCAGACGGUGCAACACUCUAAACUGUCCGUCACCUGGAAAACUUUACACUUCACUAAAAACUUUUUAAAAAGGCACAAACAAAGUGUCAAAAUUGGCAAAUUAAAUAUUAUUUGGACGCGCGUUGUCGAAUAAGAAGCAAUCUCUUCAAGCUUCUUGUAUUUUAACUUUUUUUUAGAGAUAAUUUUCAAAGCAUUAUCCAUUAGCAUAUUAGCCCAAAUGAAUAACAUGAAAUCUGAUGACUAUAACUUUAACCAACUUGAAAUUUAAAGACAACUUAAAAGCACGACAUUUAGCGUAUAUUGUGAUAUUUGAGUUUAGUUUUAUUUUAGUCAGGAUGCCAUAGCGUGUAUUUAAUAGAUAGAUUUAAUCAAAUACUUAUUUCUUUUCAUAAAAUAAUAUAUUCUCUGCACAGUCGAUAAUUUGUUCCCAUUGAAUUUUAAUUUAACCUUCAUGUGGUCCAUCCUGGGAUCUUCGCUCCUGGCUAAAAUGACUGAAGAAGGUAUCACUGGAUUUGUCAAGAUUUGACUUGUAACUUGGUCUGGUGGUCUGGUCACAUGCUUGUCUCCAUGAAGAAAACAUCAGGUCCAUCCGGUGACGUGGUGACGUUUUUCCCUGGAAUGUGCCUGAUUUGCCGGAUUACGCGCAGGCGGGCAGUCGGCGCUCGACAGACCGCCUCCCAUCAGCUAUAAAACCUCACGGCCCUCCCCUAAUCUCUCUCUUUCUGUUACCUGGCUCAGGGGCAGCAGCUUUGGCCUUGAAAAACCCAGAAACACCGAAACAACACAAUGGGAAAGGAAAAGAUCCACAUCAACAUCGUGGUCAUUGGCCAUGUCGACUCCGGAAAGUCCACCUCCACCGGUCAUCUGAUCUACAAAUGCGGUGGAAUCGACAAGAGAACCAUCGAGAAGUUCGAGAAGGAAGCAGCUGAGAUGGGCAAAGGCUCUUUCAAAUAUGCCUGGGUGCUGGACAAACUGAAGGCUGAGCGUGAGCGUGGUAUCACCAUUGACAUUGCCCUGUGGAAGUUUGAGACCAGCAAGUACUACGUGACCAUCAUUGAUGCUCCUGGACACAGGGACUUCAUCAAGAACAUGAUCACUGGCACCUCUCAGGCUGACUGCGCUGUGCUGAUCGUUGCUGCUGGUGUGGGUGAGUUUGAGGCCGGUAUCUCCAAGAACGGACAGACCCGUGAGCAUGCUCUGCUUGCCUUCACACUUGGAGUGAAGCAGCUCAUCGUUGGUGUCAACAAGAUGGACUCCACCGAGCCCCCAUACAGCCAGGCCCGUUAUGAGGAAAUCACCAAGGAAGUCAGUGCUUACAUCAAGAAGAUCGGUUACAACCCAGCAACUGUCGCCUUUGUGCCCAUCUCUGGAUGGCACGGAGACAACAUGCUCGAGACCAGUGAGAAGAUGGGCUGGUUCAAGGGCUGGAAGAUCGAGCGUAAAGAGGGAAAUGCCAGUGGUACUACCCUCUUGGAGGCUCUGGAUGCCAUCCUGCCCCCCAGCCGCCCCACAGACAAGCCCCUCCGUCUGCCCCUGCAGGAUGUCUACAAAAUUGGAGGUAUUGGAACUGUCCCUGUGGGCCGUGUGGAGACUGGUGUCCUGAAGCCUGGUAUGGUGGUGACCUUUGCUCCCCCAAAUCUCACCACUGAGGUGAAGUCUGUGGAGAUGCACCACGAGUCUCUGCCUGAGGCUCUGCCUGGAGACAACGUUGGUUUCAACGUCAAGAACGUGUCCGUCAAGGAAAUCCGUCGUGGAAACGUGGCUGGUGACAGCAAGAACGACCCACCCAAGGCUGCUGAGUGCUUCAAUGCUCAGGUCAUCAUCCUGAACCACCCUGGCCAGAUCAACGAGGGAUACGCCCCAGUUCUGGACUGCCACACUGCUCACAUUGCCUGCAAGUUCAAGGAGCUGAUUGAGAAGAUUGACCGUCGUUCUGGCAAGAAGCUUGAGGACAACCCCAAGUCUGUCAAAUCUGGAGAUGCUGCCAUUGUUAAGAUGAUCCCACAGAAGCCCAUGGUUGUGGAGUCCUUCUCCAACUAUCCUCCCCUUGGUCGUUUCGCUGUACGUGACAUGAGGCAGACCGUGGCUGUCGGUGUCAUCAAGCAGGUGACCACCAAGGACGUGUCCGGCAAAGUCACAAAGGCUGCAGAAAAGGCCCAGAAGAAGAAAUGAAUGGUCGUGCAGGACCUCCACCAGAAGGGAGCGGUUUGCCGGCAGCUGCAGGCCGCCCCUGCCCCCCACAUUACCCUCUUUCUUGGACCAUCUUCUCUGAGGCUGGGCUCUCAACUUAAGGACUGGCUUAUGCUGAUUAAAACCCAUCGUAAAAGUUUUCGCAGGAAAAAGUACUGCGGCAUUGUCAUUUAAAUCAGACGGUGCCUCUUCAGUUGAGUUUAAGUUGGAAAUGGUUUAGAACUCUUGAUGUUUAAAUGCCAUAUUUGAUUGGAAUAAGGCUGCUGGUAACUAAUAAAAAUAAAACUUUGAAAAAAUUGA